CCAACUUCUCCUUCGACCACUCUCCCUCCCUCCUAGCGACUGCCUUUCCCUCCCUCCUCCCUCUCCGCACCGUUCUCUACGACCAGCCACGAUGUUUUUCAAGCUCAGCACCCUCGCCGUCCUUCUCCCCUUCGUCCACGCUCUGACGAUUAAUACGCCCACCAACCUCACCUCCGCCGGCACUGCGACAAUCUCAUGGACCACCGGUCCGAACGACCCGUCCACCUGGUCGCUGGAGCUUUCAAACCCCAACAACUUCCAUAAUACGUUUGCCAUUGCCAACAAUGUCGACCCAGCCGCGGGUUCCAUCAAUAUCCCACUUCCCCCUGUCCCUUCUGGCGAUGGUUACAUUAUUGAGGCCGUCAACAUCACGAAUAUCAACGACGUGUUCGCCAUGUCGGGUGACUUCUCCAUCGCUCCUGCUGUCUCUUCUACUUCGUCGAGCGCGUCUUCCACCACAUCUGGUUUGUCUUCCACCUCUGGUUCCUCUGCGGCCUCUGUCACCUCGGGUAGUUCCGGCGCUAGCGCAAGCACCUCGUCGUUCGGUACCACUGUCUCGGGCUCCUCUACGCCAGCUUCAUCGGGCACUGGCACUUCCAGCACUACUGGAAGCAGCCCGAGCCCAAGCUCAUUCAACGGCAACGGCGCUGCGUCGAUGGGCGUCGGCUCCUGGUUCGCCAUGGCUGCUGCUGCGAUCGCCGGCGGUCUCGUCGCCGUCUAGGCAACGCCGGACGAUCUUUCAGCAACGUUGGCAGGAGAGAUGAUCUGGACGAACGCUUGCAUUUCAGGUUUUAUUUCCUUUCCCCACGCCUUUACGGACUAUCGUUACCCAGACUUUCUUUAUAGUACUCAUGGACUUCAGCAUGCACGCACUUGGACUGUACCCUUCCACGUCUAUAAUCUACAUUCGUGACUUUGUGAAUACAUUGGGGACCCUUGAUAUACAUAUAAUAUGAACUGAAGCGUGUGUGGUCUAUGUCGCUAUGUUUCCGUUAGGAUCGAUGGUCUCCCGAUCGAAACAGGUGUCGCCUAAACCACGGUGACUUCUUGCCGUCCAAACGCGCUAGGCUUGUUCAAGGACCGCCUCAUCCGAUCUGCUGCCGUCGGCUCGGGGCUGGGUGAGACUAGAGGAAACAUGGGCCUCGCUAUCAUUAGGCACGGCGUCCGAUCCUGGAGUCUGCAGUAGGGGCUGGCGGUCUCCAGUCCAGAACCUGCAGGCGGCGAGAACAUCUGAGGAGGAUGCAAAGAUCAGGAACGUAGUCAGAGGCAUGGCAGCUUCGUAGACAAUGGGGAUGACGUGCGUCGCGGAGCUCGUGAGAUAAAAGCCCAGCGCGAAUAACACGAAGAGGAAGAGUUGGCAGACAGUGAACGCUAAGACUCUGAGGCAUAGGCCUUUGCCGAAAACACGACACGGUUUAAGGUGUGGGACGUUCCGCCAGAUGCGUCGGCACUGAACGAUGGUGUAAAUUUGCAGCGAUACUGUGAAGAAGACGAUGCAACAAGAGAAAAUUUCGAGCCCGCGGCCGUAUGACUUAUGCAGCAGUGUACAAUAGUAGUCGUCGGGCAAGUGCUUAACUGCCUCCGGGUAUGCGGCUCCAAGGCUUGCGGUUGUGAGCGCGAAUAUGACAAAGAUCGCGUAUGGCAGGGCAACCAGCAGACGGACCCUAAUUUUGCGACGGAGACAACAGGCAAGAAACUCUGUCUCGCACAAGACCUCUAAUAGCAGCGCCAGGGAGGCAACGCUGUACAUGGGGUCCGAGCCGUGUUUGAGAAUCGCUUGAGCCAAGCAUAGACCGAAAGGCGGAUUAGGGUUGAGGAUCUCUUCUCCAUAGUACAACAAGGGUUGCGGGACGGUGCUCAGGAUGCUGACGAGUAAUAAGUUUCGCAUGGCAGCGUUCCGUUUUCUGACCUGCUUGGAGAUACAGAUGAUCCCCAGCAAAGCGGUAAGGAGGGCCUGCCCCACAGUAAGGAGUACGAACAAGACGUUCAGCAGCGCAACAGGGUCCCGCCCCAGCAUCGGGUACAUGCCGUCUGAGGCAUCCGGUGCCUUGUGGUGUUCGUCAUGUCCCGAAUGCUCUAGCGACAUCUUGUACCUGCAACCGAGACCUGCAGCCGGGCGGGUCUAGGCAAAGCCGCGAGCGAGCCGCUGUUGUGCCGUCGAUGCAGACUGCCAGAGGAUGGCCCUAGGGUUCUAGAACAGCGGCGCAGGAUAUCGGUGAGGGCACGAGGGAAUAUUCCGAUUACCGGCCUUAAAUUAUAAUCUUUGACAGUAUCCGUGUUGGUUACCGGAAAUUGCAUAUGGGCUAAGCUCCAUGC
This is a messenger RNA of Phanerochaete carnosa HHB-10118-sp, 2316 nucleotides long. RefSeq lists its product as uncharacterized. The transcript is spliced from 13 exons. The record is from RefSeq and is a predicted model, not a curated record. NCBI's taxonomy places the organism in Eukaryota, Fungi, Basidiomycota, Agaricomycetes, Polyporales, Phanerochaetaceae. Bases 92 to 721 code for a protein of 209 amino acids.